Molecule: messenger RNA, 944 nt
Organism: Zingiber officinale
Lineage: Eukaryota; Viridiplantae; Streptophyta; Magnoliopsida; Zingiberales; Zingiberaceae
Product: protein translation factor SUI1 homolog 2-like
Exons: 6
Coding region: 377-718 (113 amino acids)
Biological process (GO): translational initiation
Molecular function (GO): translation initiation factor activity; RNA binding
Source: RefSeq, a predicted model, not a curated record
GGCGAACCGACUGCCAUUAAACCGCCUAUCGACAAUAUACGCUACGAUCUGGAUCGGACGGAGAAGUUGUUCGAUGAGGUGAGGGACCGACGACCUGCCCUCUAUAUUAGAACACGGCGGAGGUGGCCAAGGCAAACGCAAGCAUCCUCCCAGAUUUCUCCCUCUCCUCGCGUCUCACCCUCUGCGUUUCUCUCUCUCGCGCGCGCCAAGCUCAACAACAAUCUGUCUAGUCGAUGCUUAAAGUAUGAGAUAUAAUUACAAGACAUGCAUUAAUGUCUCAAACCAUCUCUAAAAUUGAUAUAUUGCUUGCAGAACAUUGUGAGGAGCUAGUCAAGGAAGUUUGUCCGGCCCACCCCAAAGUCAAGAGCCAACUUUCAUGUCAGAUCUCAACGUACAGAUUCCAACUGCCUUUGAUCCAUUUGCUGAGGCAAAUGCUGACGACUCUGGUACCGGAACUAAGGAGUAUGUGCAUGUACGCAUCCAGCAGCGUAACGGAAGAAAGAGCUUGACUACUGUGCAGGGUCUAAGGAAAGAGUUCAACUACCACAAGAUUCUUAAAGAUCUGAAGAAAGAAUUCUGCUGCAAUGGUACCGUCGUCCAGGAUCCUGAACUAGGCCAGGUUAUUCAGCUGCAAGGCGAUCAGCGUAAGAAUGUCUCGAACUUUUUAAUUCAGGCUGGUAUAGUGAAGAAAGAACGCAUCAAGAUUCACGGUUUCUGAAGACUAUAUGCAUGCGUCUGCAAGUCGUGUGAAAGUAUAUAUCUUUUGUGUAUUCGUUAUAUAAAGAGUGCAGGUGACCAUAUAAAGAAGCUUGUGAAGGGUAACCAGUAGCCCUCCUUUGUUUAAUUUCUACUGCCCGAUGCGACUUGCUGGUUGCGUCCGUGUGUCCUGUGACCUUAACUUAUUAUGGAUAUAUAGGCCAUCACAUGAAACCCCAUUUAGUAUC